AUGCUUAAUCACUUCAUGUUCGUAUUUUGGAGGUUGAUGGUUGGUGGUUGGAGUAAAUUGAGGAAGAGAACGGUAAUGGAGAGUAGACCAGUAAUCAUAUUCAACAACUGUGCCGCACAUACAUCGAUCGACAAAUUUCUCACAACAUCCGUAUUCAUUCUCCAGACCCGGAUUUACGUUGGGGAUCUCAAUAUAUGUAAGAGAGUACCAAUUUUGAAGGGAGAAGUUGAGUACGACCCAAGAAACGUGUAA
This is a messenger RNA of Sclerotinia sclerotiorum 1980 UF-70, 252 nucleotides long. RefSeq lists its product with no specific name. Bases 1 to 252 code for a protein of 83 amino acids. The record is from RefSeq and is a predicted model, not a curated record. The transcript has 3 exons. NCBI's taxonomy places the organism in Eukaryota, Fungi, Ascomycota, Leotiomycetes, Helotiales, Sclerotiniaceae.